CUUUAUCACCGGACGGUGACCGCCUGCAGCGCCAUGCUCACCAGCUUGCUGUCGGAGGCUCCCAAUUUGGAUUCCCUGCAGGAGAUCUUGAUGCACACAAAUAUCUGGAUUGAAUCUCCCAAGAUUCACGAGAGAGAGAGGGCCAUUAAAAGCACCCGGUACCUCCUGAAGUUUGUUUCUGAACAGACAGAUUUCGACACCACAGCUGACUUUUAUCUGCUGGGGCAGCUGGUGGCGUUGCUGGGCCUGCACAUUGGCGACAGUGUCAAAGAAAUUGGCCAGACCUCUGCGGAGGCCGCCUACCACCUCCACUGCAUCAUCCUGAACAAAAUGGCUCAAGAGAUGGAGAAGAAGAACAAAAACAGGAAGGGGCAUAAUGUGAGAUGGGCCAAAGAAGAUCUCCAAAGUUUGGGCCCUGGGAUCUUCUAUAACGACAUCUCCAAAAUGGCUAAGGCCUUUGGUGAGCAUCUCUCCCCCAUAAACAUCACAGACCUGAUGCUGAGAAUAAUUGAGGCUCUCACACAUGAGGAGAAGACCAUUUGCCAGGCUGCUGGAGUACUACUCCUCUCCUUCCUGGAGGAAUGUUAUCGUAAGAAAACUGGAGUCCUCAUGUCCUUGAGGUUCUUACUGAUCGCAGUCCAGGGAGUACUCCAGCAGGUGGUCCACCACCUGGUUUACCUGUUUUGA
Molecule: messenger RNA, 687 nt
Organism: Crotalus tigris (Tiger rattlesnake)
Lineage: Eukaryota; Metazoa; Chordata; Lepidosauria; Squamata; Viperidae
Product: maestro heat-like repeat family member 5
Exons: 6
Coding region: 34-687 (217 amino acids)
Cellular component (GO): cytoplasm
Source: RefSeq, a predicted model, not a curated record